AUGCGUUUGCGGAGUACUAAGGCCAUUUUGGUUAACGUAGCGUCCUUCAUAACCGGUAGCAUUGUCACACUGUUAAUUUGCUCAUCACCUGAAUCAGACCAGAAAAACAAAGAAAUUACCGAUCUACACCAGAUAAAAGAGAACGUAAAAAAUGAGACUCUUCCCGUGCAAAGCGCUAAAGCCGAAGAUAGCCUUCCACCGCCUCGUCCAACACUACCUCCGUAUCCACCAUCAUUUAAAGAAAGAACGAUGUUUCUUAGCCCCUCCGGCUCCGACAACGACGCUUUUCUGGUUAUCAUCGUGGUCUCGACAAGCAAGAACUUCGAGGCGCGCAAGGCCAUAAGAGCGUCUUGGGGAAAGAGUACUUCGGGUUCUAAUUCAAACCAAGACUCCUUUCGAUUAUUUUUCGUGGUCGGUUGCGACGAAGUUAGCGACGAGCGAGUCGAAAAAGAGUCGCAAACGUAUAGCGACAUUUUGCGUGGAAAUUUUCUAGACACGUAUGUUCAGAAUGAGUUGCAUACAGUGAAGAUCCUCUUAGGACUUAAAUGGGCAACUACUAUGAGCAAUUCACAAUAUAUUUUAAAAGUAAACUCGGACUCUUUUGUUAAUGUCCAAGAAACGAUCAAAUGGCUUCAUUCACUAAGCGACUCAACCGGUGACAUUUUGCAGUAUAAGAAAGACGUUUACACUGGGUAUUGUCAUUCGGGAGUCGCAGUGGUUAGAAAUCCGCUGAGCCCCUAUUUCAUACCAGAAAAUCAAUGGUCGGACGAACGGCUUCCCACUUACGGGUCAGGAAUUGGUGUUGUCCUCUCUCGAGAUGUUGCAGAGAGGAUGGUUCAGCUUGUGAGAGAGGUAAGGCUUAUAUAUAUUCUACUACUUAGUCGGCUUCCCGCAAGCUGACAGAGCUGAGGUCUGACUGACUUCUCGUUUUAUCCAUAAAAAUACAUAAAUUUUAACGUUUCAGGCCUUUCUCCGCACACACCUUGUUAAUUGAUUGAUUUAAUAAUUGUUAACACAGCUGUGACGUUUAACGACUAAUCAGAUCAGGGGCGAUUGCACCUAAAACAAAACCAUAUAGUUAAAUUUAGCCAAGGAAUAGAAUAAAAUAAGGGGCAGCUGACGAUUGUUUACAUAACUCUGCUAUAACUUUUAACUCCUUAUAAGAUAUUCUUUUUCAGAACAAACUUCUGCAGUGUUCUGCACGCCCGAAUAACACUGACUGAAAAGGAAAUUUAUUCACGUCACCGCGUGAAAAACGAGUUGUUAGACAGGGUAGCCAGGAUCGUUUUGGAAAACUGUGCCUAUACCCCCGCAGAAUGUCAAGCUAUAUCAGCAGUGCCUUGCAUACAUUUGUAUAUUUGUAAUACAUUUGGCGGGAGACCCAAUACAAUUCGCGUCACUGAAUAAAUUUAACUGGUUAAAGGCUGUUUUUCACUAAUAACGGAGUCGGAGUCGGAGUCGGAGUCGGAGUCGGAGUCGGAGUCAUAAUCAGAAGCGUAGAACUUUACGAUCUAGUGAAAACAGCGUUCUGAUUCUUCUGGAUCCGCUUACGACUCCGUCGUUUACGAUCAAGUGAAAACUGGGUCGUCGGAAUCGUAAGCAGAAACGGAAGAGCUUAACCAAUCACAAGGCGUGGGAACGUGUAUUGCGAUUGGUUUAUCCUCCCUCUUCUGCUUCCGACUCCAACAAUCUGGUUUUCUCUAGAUCAUAAGCGGAACGUAAGCGACGGAGUCGUAAGCGGGGUCGGAAGAAAAAGGAGACGUUCUGAUUCCAAUUCUGAUUCCGAUUCUAUCGCGCUUCUGACUCCGCUUACGACUCCGAUUUUUGAUUUUCAUCAGGCCAUAAGCGCUCUUACAACUCCGACUCCAACUCCAUCGCUAGUGGAAACCAGCCUUAAGAAAAUAAUACAUCCAUCCAAAUAGCAAACAAACUGACUCAAAUUCCAAGCCAUACUGAACCGAAAACCGUGACUACUGAAUAAAUUCUUCUUGUGGUUCAUUGAUCGGGGGUGGAACGCUAAAAAAGCAUCUUGAAGAAAUUUAUAAGGGUACGUUCUUCAGACAAUAUUUGCCGGUGUUUAUAUUGUGUUUUUGCUUGUGUUUACAUUAAGUUGCCACCAUUGCCAUUACUACGGACAGGAGCCGAUUAAGUAAUCGGCUCCUGAUAGGGAAUAUUGUCGGCCAUCGAUACAGCGGUGGUGCCAUCCCUCUUGAAAGCAGAAUUUUUAUUGAACAGAACAAAUGUUUGAGCAUUAUCUGUUUAUUUGUUUAUUUCCUGACUCAUUUUUUACGAUUCCUUAAGAACGAAUUGCUAUGAUGAUGAUGAUGAUGAUGAUGAUGAUGAUUACUGUUAUUUCUGUCUUGGUCUUAGAGUGAGAAGAGAGGCGGGCAGUUUGUUUAUCUUGUACCUUUAGAUUACCGCUGGAUAAAAACUCCGGCCUUAUUAAGCCAAAUAUGUUUCAACCUGCCCUUUGUAUUAUAAUAUGGUUGCCAGUGUUCCUUCACUGUUCCAACGCUUUUUUCCCAUUUUAGACUAAAUUCCUCAUACCCCAGUCUAUUACAGUAUUGAAAUUAAACCCCAGUUACGUACACCCAAAUAAAUGAAGCUUAUUCACUUUAAGACUGUAAUCCUACCAAUUUGGGCAGCUCUAGGGAUUCGUUUCCAUACAAAGAGAUUCAUUUAACAAAUCUGGACAAGGGCUAAAACUAUCUUUUUUUCUUCCCUUUUUCAGACAAAAAUGAUUCACAUUGAUGAUGUAUUCAUUGGAGUACUUGCGCAAAACCUAAAUAUCCGGUGCCAGGAUGAAAGUUCACGUUUUGACAUCGCAUACACGACGAUGCUAACAGAGUGCGCGGAUAUGAAUUUUUGUGUACUCGGUAGUGUUCCAGCUAAGGACAUGUUCUAUUUAAACCAAAAUGUGGGUCAUCUAAGAGAUAUUUGCAACGAAGAUAAGGAAAAGGAAGGCUUGCUAGAUGACUUUUUCAACGUUUAA
This is a messenger RNA of Porites evermanni, 2992 nucleotides long. Lineage: Eukaryota; Metazoa; Cnidaria; Anthozoa; Scleractinia; Poritidae. The record is from the annotation of a GenBank genome assembly.